Messenger RNA from Cydia fagiglandana, 805 nucleotides. RefSeq lists its product as uncharacterized. The transcript is spliced from 3 exons. The record is from RefSeq and is a predicted model, not a curated record. Lineage: Eukaryota; Metazoa; Arthropoda; Insecta; Lepidoptera; Tortricidae. The coding region runs from base 117 to 794 and encodes 225 amino acids.
UAAGUAAUAUAGCAAAUAUCCAUUACUUUCCCUAUUAAAAGAAAGAAAGAAAAUACAUUUAUUUACGUCACACUAAAUUAUUUUGUUCAUUUUCAAUGCAAUAUAAAUUUUGAGAUAUGAAUGGCAGUCGUAUCAGUGUAUUCAUGGUGAGUAUGAGCGUAGCACUAACAUACAGCGCCCCUCAAAGAAAAUGCAUCUCUCGAAGACCGGGUUCAUACACCGAUGACUCUGGUAGAAUAGUUCUAAAAAAUAAUAAAAACACAAAUAACCGGAAUAUCAAUAAUGAAGGGUAUAACAAAAAUCGUGGAAAUAACAAUGGGAACAAUUACCUGACUCUAAAUAGGCUAUCACAAUUACAAAGUUCAACCAUCCGUCCAAGAAAAAGGUGUUGCCCUUAUGAUUUUGACAGCGAAAAGUGUAUAUUCGUGAAUGACAGGAAGGUGUGUGGGUACGAUUUGAACAGUGGAGGUCCGGAGGCGAACCCUGCAGAACUUACUUUAGAUGUGGGCAACGGUUGUAUGUUUCGCCGUGGACGACUCGAGUGUGGGUACAUGGAAGCACCCUUUGAUGGUAUCCGUAGACCGCCCGUAUACGACAGGACAGAAGCUCCUGACCAAGAAAGUGAUAAUGAGACAGAUAAUCCUGACCAAACAACAGACGAUCAAGAUGAUGAUGUUAAGGAGAAACUUGUAUAUUCGCGUCCUUCGAAACCAAAAACAAAAACAACUUUACCAAGCUGCGUACAGAUACGAAAAAAGAUAGUGUGUAGUGUGAUAAGUACGAAUAAAUUGUAGAUGUGUUUUAA